Messenger RNA from Contarinia nasturtii (swede midge), 4740 nucleotides. RefSeq names its product bifunctional heparan sulfate N-deacetylase/N-sulfotransferase (gene sfl). Gene Ontology annotation, cellular component: Golgi apparatus. Gene Ontology annotation, molecular function: deacetylase activity; heparan sulfate N-sulfotransferase activity. Lineage: Eukaryota; Metazoa; Arthropoda; Insecta; Diptera; Cecidomyiidae. The record is from RefSeq and is a predicted model, not a curated record. The coding region runs from base 1348 to 4137 and encodes 929 amino acids. The transcript is spliced from 6 exons.
AGCAAGAAGGUAUAUACACAGAUACUGACGUUGUAGUGGGUUGACAACAAUCGAAGUGAACAUAGAACAUUUUCGCUGUUAGUUCAGUAUUUUGUGUACGAAAGAAAUGUUCAACAUUGAUCGAUUGCCAAAUAAAAAUCAAAAAAAUCGUGCUAAUUCCAAUCGAUUACAUUUAAUUUGAAUUUUAUUUCGAUGCGAAAACCAAAUUGAUUGUUUACAUACGAAAAGUCAAGUGCAGUGAAUGUGAAUAUAUAUAUAUUGUGAUAGCACAGUAUGUAGCGUAAAAAAAUCUAUAAUGAUUCACCAGCCAGUUAAUUGACCCCAUAAUACAAUAAGUGUUCAUUAAAAAAAUGUAUGCGGUACAUGAGACGGAAUCGCGCUUUGAAAACUUUUGAUGUCAUAUUUUCAUGUUAAUCGCAGCAAAAUUGUGCCGCGACUAUCGAUGUAGUAGUCUAACGCUGUUAAAUUAAAUUGCAAUGCCACACAAAAUUUUGGUCGUCACUCAUCCAACAUUUCAUCAAAUCACAUUUGUGAAAACACUAUACUCGGUGCUGUAUAUUGUACGCAACAUACAAAAUGGGCACACAAUUUAUGGAAAAGUGUAAAAAUUGGAAGCAUAUUAAGUGGAGAACGAAGUGUUAUCAAACUCGAACAAUAUUAACGUGAACAAAAUUUCAAAAAAAAUAUUAAUAAAUAAACAUAAACAACCGAACAAAAAAUCAACAAAAUAAGAAGAAAAUAAACGAAAGAUUCAAACCAUACGAUGUUCAUUUGAAAAAAAAAAACGAAAAAAAAUAUAUAUUUGAAUAUUUGCCUAACAACUACCCAGUGAUAAAUGCAAAUGACAAUAAAUCGAUGAAACUGAUGGAACGACAAAUAGACAGACAAAAAAGAGAUAUAAAACAAAAUCUAGCAUCCAGUAAAACAUAUAUACAGCACAAAUAAAUGAAAUUAAAUCAAUGUUUAGAACUUCAUUCAAAUUAACAUAAAUUUAGUCAAAAUUAGUUUGUAAAUGAUUGUUAUACGUGAAAUUUUAAUGUAAUAAACAGUUAGUGCAACAUUAAAAGUGCCAUAUCAGUAGUCAAGUACUAUCUAAUAUCAGUACAAAAACACACUCACAGAGAUAGAGUGAGGGAGGCCGGAGUGCAAAAAUCAGAAAGCAGAAAACAUUCGAAAGGCAACUCUGGAGAGAUCCGUGCACGCCAGAAUAGAAUAAGAGAAAAAGGAAUACGGACGAACGAGCACAUCUAUAUAUACACAAACACACACUGGUGCGCGCACACGCACGCGAAAGAUAAACAGAGAAGAAGAAAACGAAAAGGAAUAGUACACAUAAGAGUCAUAAUAAUGAACGCAGCUAAAAAAACGAAAAUGCAGCUUGACAAUGGAUGCUCAGAAACUGGUUAUGUACGCAUCGCUUGGCACCAUCAACACCACUCAAUUGGACUCACAAUGAAAUUGAGGAAUGCUCUGAAAACAUGGAGCUUUCAAAUCAUCAAGAAUGUUAACGCCAAACACUGUGUUAGCGCUCUCAUUCUACUCACACUUGGCACUAUCAUCUACUAUACUCACUAUGUGGAUAAUUCCCCGUUUAUUGGCCUAAUGCACCACGAUACCCGACCAUCACCAUUGGUUCGAUGUAGCAUGAAUAAUGGUAAAACCGAUGAUAUUGAAGCAUCCAAAGAGCCAGAUCAUCGAUCUGAUGCGAGAUUACGUAUUGAUCCGAAGGUUUUAGUAAUUGUUGAAACGACAUAUUCACGAUUGGGCCGAGAUAUUGCUGAGCUGCUUGUUUACAAUCGGAUCAAAUAUAAAAUCGAAGUGGCUGGCAAGAAUUUGCCCGUACUAACCAAUUCGGACAAAGGUCGAUAUGCAGUAAUUGUGUUUGAAAAUUUGGAUAAAUAUCUGCAUAUGGACAAUUGGAAUCGUGAACUAAUCGAUAAAUACUGUCGUGAAUAUUCGGUUGGAAUUAUUGGUUUUGUUGUAUCGACCGAAGAAACAUUGGUCGGUGCACAGCUACGUAAUUUUCCAUUGUUUGUACAUACAAAUUUACGAUUGCGUGAUGCAAGUUUAAAUCCAGCAUCGCCAAUACUGCGAUUAACACGUGCCGGUGACACAGCAUGGGGCCCAUUGCCCGGUUCGGAUUGGGCCGUUUUUCAACAUAAUCAUUCAACGUACGAACCGCUUGAAUGGGCUCAAAAGAAUAUUUUCGAUUAUCCAUCAAAUGAUGAACAAGUGCAACCACCAUUACCAACUGUAAUCCAAGAUCAUGGACAUUUCGAUAAUAUUCAACGUGUUUUAUUUGGUAAUGGUUUAAAAUUCUGGUUGCAUCGAUUAUUGUUUCUCGAUAGUUUGUCAUUUUUAAGUCAUGGCCAAUUAAGUUUGAGUUUAAAUCGAAUGAUAUUGGUUGACAUCGAUGAUAUAUUUGUUGGUGAAAGAGGUACACGAUUGCAACCGGAUGAUGUGCAAGCAUUGAUUGCCACACAGCAACGCAUUGAAAGUAUUGUUCCUGGUUUUAAAUUUAAUUUGGGCUUUUCGGGUAAAUAUUUUCAUCAUGGUAAUCGUGAUGAAAAUUUGGGCGACGAUAUGCUAUUGCGUAACGUUCAACAUUUCAAUUGGUUUUCGCACAUGUGGAAUCAUCAGCAACCGCAUCUUUAUGAUAAUUUGACCACAUUAAUAUCGGAAAUGCAAUUAAAUAAAGAGUUUGCAAAAUCGAAAGGAAUUCCAACGAAUUCCGGUUAUUCGGUAUCGCCACAUCAUUCGGGCGUGUAUCCAGCCCAUGAUUUGCUAUAUGUUGCAUGGAAAAAAGUUUGGAAUAUAAAGGUGACAUCAACCGAAGAGUAUCCACAUUUACGACCGGCACGAUUGCGUCGUGGAUUCAUUCAUCGUAAUAUAAUGGUAUUGCCACGUCAAACAUGCGGCCUAUUUACACAUACAAUGUACAUCGAUCGGUAUCCGGGCGGUCGUGAUAAACUUGACGAAUCCAUUCAGGGUGGUGAACUGUUCCAAACAAUUGUCUUCAAUCCAAUUAAUAUAUUUAUGACACAUAUGUCAAAUUAUGGUAGCGAUCGCUUGGCAUUGUACACAUUUGAAUCGGUUAUCAAAUUUCUAAAAUGUUGGACAAACAUAAAAUUGAGCUCAGCACCACCGAUGCAACUGGCCGAAACCUAUUUUAAAUUACAUCCAGAUGAAAUUGAUCCGGUAUGGGGUAAUCCAUGUGACGAUCCAAGACAUAUCAAAAUUUGGUCAAAAAAUAAUAAGGGAUGCGAUUCGCUACCAAAAUUUCUAGUGAUAGGACCCCAAAAGACUGGUACAACGGCACUAUACACAUUUUUAAAUAUGCACCCGAAUAUUAUAAGCAAUUUACCGAAUGCCGAUACAUUUGAAGAGAUUCAAUUCUUUAAUAAAAAUAAUUAUUAUCGCGGUCUUGAUUGGUAUAUGAACUAUUUUCCAAUGCCAAACAAUAAUGUCAGCACAGCAACCACCACAACCACCGAUAAAAUGAUGUUCGAAAAAUCGGCCAACUAUUUUGAUGGCGAUCUUGUGCCGAAACGUGUUCAUACGCUGUUGCCACACGCCAAAAUUAUAUCAAUUCUUAUAUCGCCGGCGAAACGUGCCUAUUCAUGGUAUCAGCAUACAAGAGCGCAUGGAGACUUAAUAGCGAAUAACUAUAGUUUUUAUCAGAUAAUAACGGCUAGUGAUACGGCACCGAAAGCAUUGAAAGAUCUUCGAAAUCGGUGCCUAAAUCCGGGAAAAUAUGCGCAACAUAUUGAAAAAUGGCUUACGUACUAUCCGCCACAACAAAUUCAUAUAAUCGAUGGUGAAAUGCUAAAAUUAAAUCCAAUCGAUGUGAUGACUGAUGUGCAACGUUUCCUAAAAGUCUCUCCAAUCGUCGAUUAUUCAAAUUUACUCCGUUUUGAUGUAAAAAAGGGCUUCUUUUGUCAAAUUAUUGAUGAAAAUCACACAAAAUGCCUGGGCAAGUCCAAAGGCAAACAAUAUCCACCGAUGGAAGAAAGAAGCUUAAAAUUGCUUCAAAGAUAUUAUCUGAAUCACAAUAUUGCGUUGGUAAAAUUAUUGAAGAAAUUGGGAUCAAGACCAAUUCCACAGUGGUUAAAAAGUGAUUUGAGCAACAAACCAUAGCAUGAAAUUAUUGUGAAUAUUUUGAAAUUGUAAAUGUAACUUAUGCAUGUUCGGCGUAGACGCUGUCUAAAUAGCACAAAUACAUAUUCUCAUAUAAUAGAGCAGCUAUAAGUAUGGAAAAAACAACACGAAAUUGAACUAUUGAAAGUCUUUAUUGUACAAGUGAUGAAAACCAACAUAGAUUAUAUAUAUUAUAGAUAUAUGUAUACAUAAAUAAUUUGCAUUGUGUCGAUUGAUGUUAAUGGCGUUACAUUGGAGUACAAAAUGUAUGCGUGUAAGUGUGUGUUCCCGAAUUAAGCCAUUGAUAUAUAGUAUAUGUAGCAGAUUGAAAAAAAAGAAGAUUGAAUCAAUUGUGAAAAUUAAUUAAACAAAUUUAACCAAAAUUGUAAAUAUAAAAAAAAGAAUUAUAUUUGUAAAAAGAUUUCAUUUACAAAUUAUAGUCAUUAUUAUUGUGUGGCCUCACAGUCGGUGAGCAAUAUGCAUGGGCAUUCGAAAUAUUCUCAUUCAAUAUACAAAAAAAAAAUUCAUUCAAGCCCCAAAUUUUAUCGUUCAAAAAAUACGACGAAAAAAAUUGUUGUUGACUUCAACGAAUAAAGCAAAAUA